Molecule: messenger RNA, 1610 nt
Organism: Paramisgurnus dabryanus
Lineage: Eukaryota; Metazoa; Chordata; Actinopteri; Cypriniformes; Cobitidae
Gene: bnip1b
Product: BCL2 interacting protein 1b
Biological process (GO): retrograde vesicle-mediated transport, Golgi to endoplasmic reticulum
Cellular component (GO): SNARE complex; endoplasmic reticulum
Molecular function (GO): SNAP receptor activity
Source: RefSeq, a predicted model, not a curated record
UUUAAGUUUGGACCUUCUGGUUUUCCGUAUAACAACAAACAUGGCGUCUUCCUCUGAUGUUCAUGUCCGAAUAUGUGGCCAAGAAAUCAUCAAAUACGAUCUGGAAAUCAAAGCUCUUAUUCAGGAUAUCAGAGAGUGUUGCGGUCCGCAGGCUGUAGUGACGCAGCUCAACUCUACAGUAAAGGAAAAAUUCAGUCUGUUAAGACAGAGAAUACAGGACAUGGAACAGAUGGCUAAAGAACAAGAUCGAGAGACUGACAAGCUAAGCAUCUUAAGUGAAACUGAAGGCCAUCGUAAGCAAAUGUUGAGUAAUCAGAUGGCAUGGAGAAAGGCCAAUCUGGCGAGCAAACUAGCCAUUGAUAACCUGGAGAAAGAUGAACUUCUCGAUGGGGGAAAUUCUGUGAGGCAAAGGAAGGCCACUAAAGAGGGUAUGGUGCAGACUUCUAGUGACAUCACAGAGAAUUUGAUGAGCAUCAGCCGUAUGAUGGCACAACAGGUGCAUCAGAGCGAGGAGACCAUCACCACUUUGGCAACGUCUUCAAGAACUGUACACGGGACAAAUGAAGAAUUUAAAGCUAUGACGGGAACCAUCCAUUUGGGAAGAAAACUGAUUCUGAAAUAUAAUCGUCGUGAACUGACAGACAAACUGCUGAUCUUUUUAGCACUCGCUCUGUUUAUCGCUACAGUUCUCUACAUUUUGAAGAAAAGACUCUUUCCAUUUAUUUAGCUGAAAAAGUACCCGCCUUGACUUCCCACAGCUUUAUGUAAAUUUUUGUGUACAUUUUUUUCUGUAGGCUUUUCACAUAAUUCUGAAAGUAAAUCUGGCGUAAAUGACUCGCAGAGGAUUUUCUUGUCAGCGAGAAGCACAUUAAAAGCCAUGAAUGCUAAUUCCAUUCAGUAAAUAUAAUGUCAGUCAAAAAUGUUCACAAUGUCGGUUUGUUGGACAAAAUAUACUGCGUAUUGCAAAAUAUAUUUACUAAGUACUUAGUAUUAACUGGUGUGAAGGAAGGAUGUUAAAGUGCAAUUACAAAAUCUUGUUUUUUAGGUCCAGAACAGAAAAAUAUUGUUUUUUAUUAUAUUUGGAUAUUCAUUUGCAUAUUUUCAUCUUUUGUACAAUUGAAAUCAAUAUUGUUCUUUGGAUAAGCAUACACUAAAUCUGCAUAAAGUAAAAAAAAUUAUGUGAGAUUUUGUGCCUUAUGAAUGCAAAACAUUAGAUAACAUCACAUCUUAUUACUUAAUUUUUUUAUUACAAAUGUUUGUCAACAUCUUAAUGGUAGUAAAUCGAAUGGUUAUCUUGUUUAAUUCGCUUCAUCAGUCCUGACAUUGGUCAUUGACAAUAGGAUUGACUAUUCUCCAUUAAAUGUUUCCAGAAAAAAACAAGUUUGAUGUGUCUCUAGAACUAGUCAUUAGUGAAAUUAACCACUAGAUGGUGUUAGUGAGCUCGUGUGCUUGUUUUAUUGAUGUUCAUCAGAAGUAUUCUGUACAAUAUUUCGAUUGAUAGUUUGUUGCACAUUUGUUAAUCUUGAAAUAGACUGCACUGCACUCUAUCUGCAUUAUUUAUUUUAAUAAAUAAGAUUAUCCAGCCAUGAAAUAAAAUUGUCUGAAUUAAG